AUGUGGGACGAAGAAUUACCACCGCAUUUGGCUACGCAAUGGAUAACCUGGUGGUCGAAAUUCCAGUCGGUCAAGUCAUUGUCGAUUCAUCGCUGUUAUUCAAGCUUUAUACCAAAUGCGGACGAUAUUCAACUACAUAUCUUCGUGGAUGCCAGCACGAGCGCAUAUGCCUCAGCAGCGUACCUAAGGGUACAAAAGGGCGACACGGUAGAAGUAGCAUUAGUUUGUGCCAAAGCAGCAUGCGCACCGCUAAAGACAACGACAGUUCCCCGCCUGGAACUGCAGGCAGCCGUCAUGGGAUGCCGAAUCAAAAGUCUCAUCGAAGAAAGCCUCGACAUCACAAUCAACAAAACCCUACUCUGGAGCGACUCACAAACAGUUAUUUUGUGGAUACGUUCGCAUACAAGGGCGUAUAAGCCGUACGUCGCCCAUAGAAUUGCCGAGAUCCUUACCACGACUACGAUAGAUCAGUGGCGUUGGUUGCCUACUGCCAUGAAUGUGGCAGACGACGCAACACGCGCUCAGCCGAGUCUCGAGUUUUCACAGCACACACGCUGGUUUAAAGGACCAGAUUUUCUACAACAAGCCGAGGAAUGUUGGCCACGAGAAACCACCCUAACGCCAGACGAACGUGCCAACAAAGAAGAAACCAGCCGAUGUUUGCUUGCCUGCAACACAGAUGAUAGUGGAUUGUUGCGGGUGUAUGGGAGAAUAGACGCUGCAUAUUGCUUACCACUCGCCGCCCGCCGUCCGAUUAUCCUGCCAGGAAGCCAUUAUGUCGCUGGACUAGUUGUAGCGGACCACCAUCGAGAGCGACACCAUCAAAACGACAACUUGGUAAUGAACGAGAUUCGCCAACGUUAUUGGGUAACGGCCAUACGCGGUACACUGAAGAACGUUAAGAGGCAUUGCCCAGUUUGUAUACAUGAGAGAGCUAAACCAGCCGACCCAUUAAUGGGUCAAUUGCCAAAAGAUCGACUUACACCUUAUGUUCGACCAUUUUCCUACUGCGGAGUGGACUAUUGUGGCCCAUUUAACGUCGCUAUCGGUCGCAGAAGGGAAAAACGGUGGAUUGCGCUGUUCACCUGCCUGACAACCAGAGCAGUUCAUCUUGAGUUGGCGGAAAACCUCUCAACCGAUGCGUUUAUACUGUGCCUUCGCAACUUUGUUAAUCGGCGGGGCGUACCCAUACGUAUCCGUAGCGAUAAUGGUACGAAUUUUGUUGGCGCCCAAAAGGAGAUAAACCAGAGUGAAAGAUUAUUCGAUUUCGACGCUAUCGAACGCGAAAUGUCCAGGCGCAAGAUUGAAUGG
Molecule: messenger RNA, 1311 nt
Organism: Rhagoletis zephyria (snowberry fruit fly)
Lineage: Eukaryota; Metazoa; Arthropoda; Insecta; Diptera; Tephritidae
Molecular function (GO): nucleic acid binding
Source: RefSeq, a predicted model, not a curated record